Erpetoichthys calabaricus (reedfish) is the source of this 895-nucleotide messenger RNA. RefSeq lists its product as uncharacterized. The coding region runs from base 119 to 895 and encodes 258 amino acids. The record is from RefSeq and is a predicted model, not a curated record. Lineage: Eukaryota; Metazoa; Chordata; Cladistia; Polypteriformes; Polypteridae. The transcript has 2 exons.
CGUGUCCCAAUGAUCCUAGGAGCUCUGUUGUCUGGGGCUUUAUGCCCCUGGUAGGGCCACCCAAGGCAAACUGGUCCUAGGUGAGGGAUGAGACAAAGAGCGGUUAAACAAACCUCCUAUGAUGGAAAACAAUUUUGGACGACGUUUUCCCUUGCCCGGACGCGGGUCACCGGGGCCCCACUCUGGAGCCAGGCCUGGAGGUGGGGCUCGAUGGCGAGCGCCUGGUGGCCGGGCCUGCACCCAUGGGGCUCGGCCGGGCACAGCCCGAAGAGGCAACGUGGGUCCCCCUUCCCAUGGGCUCACCACCUAUGGGAGGGGCCAAGGAGGUCGGGUGCAGUGUGAGUUGGGUGGUGGCCGAAGGCUGGGACCUUGGCGAUCCGAUCCUCGGCUACAGAAGCUGGCUCUUGGGAUGUGGAAUGUCACCUCUCUGAAGGGGAAGGAGCCUGAGCUAGUGCGCGAAGUUGAGAGGUUCCGGCUAGAUAUAGUCAGACUCACCUCGACGCACAGCUUGGACUCUGGAACCAAUCUCCUUGAGAGGGGCUGGACUCUGUACCACUCUGGAGUUGCCCCUGGUGAGAGGCGCCGAGCGGGUGUGGGUAUACUUAUUGCCCCCCGACUUGGAGCCUGUACAUUGGGGUUUACCCCGGUGGACGAGAGGGUAGCCUCCCUCCGCCUUCGGGUGGGGGGAUGGGUCCUAACUGUUGUUUGCGCGUAUGCACCGAACAGCAGUUUGGAGUAUCCACCCUUUUUGGAGUCCCUGGAGGGGGUGCUAGAGGGCAUACCUUCUGGGGACUCCCUCGUUCUGCUGGGAGACUUCAAUGCUCACAUGGGCAAUGACAGUGAGACCUGGAAGGGCGUGAUUGGGAGGAAUGCCCCCCCCCGAUCUCUCGAUUAA